UGUAUUUUUAAACCUUUCUUUAUUGACAAUCAAUUGAAAUAAUUUCAUAAUAAAAACAUUAUGUGAAUAUGUAUAUUUUGUACAUAAUGUCAGUAACAGCAUAACAAAUACAUAACAAAUAAACAACAAGAAUUGAAAACAUUCUUACAUCUUAGCAGAGUAUAUCUGUAUAUAUCUGAAUAUAUUUUACAAUGCACACAAUAAAUAUGGUUCCUAACAGUAAGAUUUGAACUACACAUGUACUAUUAAAAACAUACAUCAAAAAAUAAUUCCAUGAUUAAUUUGUUCAAUAAAAGAAACUUAUAUUCAGUGAUUUCUUACUAAGUUCAAUUCAAUAUAAUAUUUUAGAAUUAUUUAAUUAUUUCCAAUUUGAUCAUUGCCACCUUAUCUAUGAAUAUAAUAUAAAAUGACCCAUGUCAAAGAAAAUUUUAAAAUGGACAUUACACACAGAAAAAGUUUUUAUCAUUCCAUUUUUAGGACAAAACAGAUAAACAGUACUGCCAUCUUUAAAUGCAACGUAUAACUGAGUACAAUGACAGGUUUAUAUCAAGUGAUUCAAGCUUUAAUUCAAUUAGGAACUGCUUGCAAGAUACCAAAUCUAUUAUCCAUUAAAUCCAUAAUGUUUACUUAAAUUGUUAUACUAUUAUCCCCACUGGUAUAAUUUGUAAGCUUGUGUCAAUUGAUUUAUUCUGAGAUCAUUAGUACUUAGGCUUAUCUUAUUCCUACCUUUUGUGUAUAUUCACUAUUGAUUUUAUUCUACAAGAGCCAUAGGUACAUUAACUCAGGUCAUGUGACCUGUAAGGUCGUUGCUAUAGUGGUGAAAACACCAGCGUGUAUUAGUCUGCAUGUUUACCUGUACAGGUAAAUUUUUACAUAAAAUAGUAGGAUUUUUGUACAAUUUUGGCAUAUAUUGAGCCAUAGGAUCCAUGAGAUAUACAGGAAUAAGGACUUUUAUAGUGUAGUUUUCAAUAAGGAUAGAUAAGUGAUAAGUGAUACAAUAUUGACAAUAUCAGACAUUUGGAGGUGAGUCAUUAAAAGAACAUUUCUAAUAGCACCUCAAAAGACCGAUUAAUAUGGGUGACAAAAAUGCAAAUGUGGUCUAUAUGCCUGUCUUGGCUAGGAACCCUGUCUACCCCCCAUGGGCGACCAGUAAUGGGGACUAUGGAGAAUAUUACAGAGGAGGUCAUGGGCAUAGUCUCUACCUGCGCUGGUUUCACCCCCAGCCUGAUAAAUACAAUGAGGAAUACGGGGGUGAGGUGAAACACCCAACUCAUACUCAGAAAAUGAUAGAUAAGCAUAUGAAGCGCAUGGCUCUCACUCUAAACAAGCCAAUCAACACCAAUACUGCCAAUGACCUAGACUACAUCAGGUCCAAGUCAGUGCCCGCUGGUGGAAACCCUAUGAUGUCAUAUGGUGAUAAGCCCGGCACUCCUCAACCUGGAGAAUGGUCUCUCCCUGGGCCCCGUAAAGCACCCUGGGUGGCGAACCCUCAUGUUAAACCAAGGCCAACAUCUCCAAGGAUCCGAAAUCACUAUUGCUUUGACAGAAAAGCAGCAAAAAAGAAUGGCUUUGUUCCUAAAGAAACUGGGAUCCAUCAACCAUCUCAAUGCCUAAAUACCCAACAGAUCAUCAACUCUGGUAAUGGUGCAUGGGUUUUGCCAAAUAUCGCCAGAGAGCUAGGAGUAGCCGCUGAUCCAAACGGGAGACUACAUAUGCUGACAGACCCCCAAGAAGCUAUCCAAAGGAGGGUAGAUGAACACACAUAUAGGCGCCGCCAUGGUCCUGAUAUUGCUCCUGGAGAACUUGGAUAUUUAAUGAAUUGUGCUAAAGUGAAUGGCCCAGUUAGGUCACAAAAACUUGUGAAAAGGCGAACCACCAAUGGGACUUAUGGUGGAUUUAUUGAUGAAUAUGAAGACAUAGAUGCUCUCCCUAAACCAGUUGCAGACUUUUUCUAAGGCAUUUAUAAUAGAUGGAGCUUCCAAUCUAUUUAUCUCUCUUUGAAUUCCUCAUUCUCCUAACACAAAACUCCAAGUUCUCGAAUAAUUUCUUCCUCUUCAAACGAUGUUGAGGGCCUCUUGAGGACGAAAUUUGUGGAGACUAUCUGUUUGGAGAAUUGAAAUUCUUUGAAGAUUCCAAGCCUUAUGUAUGCUGUAAAUUGCUUUAAUUGUGGGUCAUUUUAAGUUGGUAUUUUUUACAAGAUAACCAAUUCAAAUCUGUCAUUAACCAGAUUACAAUGUUUAUCUAUGGUAUUCUAAGGUAUUUUCACAAAAACUGCCAAAAUUAAAAUGUUGCCUUUAUCCACCAAAUGGCAAAAAUACCCCAAAGAUUACAGCGUGAGGCAGCAAAAAUGUAUGUCUUUUCUAAAAACAGGAUCACAUUGCAAUAUUAUUAUAAAAUACAAUUAAACUGCAGAUACAAAACUCUAGUUUAUUUCAGAUAAUUUAGUUUUAUAUGCAGUUAGGCUGCGACCUCUUGUAGAUUUUUU
Owenia fusiformis is the source of this 2485-nucleotide messenger RNA. NCBI's taxonomy places the organism in Eukaryota, Metazoa, Annelida, Polychaeta, Sabellida, Oweniidae. The record is from the annotation of a GenBank genome assembly.